Dicentrarchus labrax (European seabass) is the source of this 1991-nucleotide messenger RNA. It is a transcript of the gene nudcd3, whose product is annotated as NudC domain containing 3. Bases 147 to 1223 code for a protein of 358 amino acids. Gene Ontology annotation, cellular component: cytoplasm. The transcript is spliced from 6 exons. Lineage: Eukaryota; Metazoa; Chordata; Actinopteri; Moronidae. The record is from RefSeq and is a predicted model, not a curated record. Gene Ontology annotation, biological process: protein folding.
UGUCACUAUAACUCAGGCGCGGGGAAACAGAAGACACCCACUUAUUUAUAAACCUGAAUUUACCGACCGCCUUUCUCUCUCUCUUUGUUUGUUUGUUUGUUUGUUUGUUUGUUUGUUUGUUGACGGAGAGCCGUUGAAAGCCCGCCAUGGCGUCGCCGCUGGAGAUGACAGAGAUGUACGACAACGCGCUGCUCGGCAUCCUGCAGCACGUCGGGAACAUCCACGACUUCCUGCGGGUCUACUUCGGGUUCUUGUACCGCAAGACGGACUUCUACCGCCGGCUGUCGAGCCCCGGCGAGAAGAUGGGCUUCCCCCCCGGCGCGGCGGAGAAAAUGGUGUUUCAGACAUUUAAGCUGUUUGAGAAGAUGGCGGAUCACGACAGAGAGAGGCAGCUGAGCGAGCUGCAGAAGAGAGAGGAGAGUCGAAGCGUUCCCCCGGCAGUUCAGGAGCUGGAGAUCGCCGCCGAGCCUCCCGAGGGGACGGAGGAGAAGAGCGCGGAGGCGGCGCAGACGCAGAGCUCCUCCUCCUCCUCGUCGGACGGCGGGGAGGUUCCUGCCGAGGCGACCGGCGCCCCUCAGCCCGACGGCGCUCAGGCCCAGUUACCUCAGGGAGACCAGGCAGCUGCAGCCAGCACAAACUCAGCAGAAGAGGUUCAGGAUAAAUUUCAGUCCGACCCCGACAGCUACAACGGGGCGGUGAGAGACAACUACAGCUGGUCUCAGGACUACACUGACCUGGAGGUUCGCGUGUUUGUGCCAAAGACGGUUGUCAAAGGCCGGCAGGUCAGAGUCAGUCUGCAGGCCAGCAGCAUGAAAGUGUGCGUGCUGGGAGCCGAGGAGAAGACGCUGAUGGAGGGAGAGUUCACUCACAAGAUCAACACCGAAAACUCUCUGUGGAGUCUGGAGCCUGGAAGCUGCGUGGUCCUGUCGCUCAGCAAGACCUCGGAGGUUUGGUGGAACGCGGUGCUGAAGGGAGAGAAGGAGAUUGACAUAAACCAGAUCAACCGCGAGCGCUCCAUGGCGACGGUGGACGAGGAGGAGCACGCCGUCCUGGACAGACUGACCUUCGACUACCACCAGAAGCUGCAGGGAAAACCACAGAGUCACGAAAUGAAGGUGCACGACAUGCUGAAGAAGGGCUGGGACGCCGAGGGCUCACCGUUCAGAGGGCAGCAGUUCGACCCCUCCAUGUUCGACAUCCCACCCAGCGCAGUGCAGUUCUGAGGCAACAGCCACAACUCGGCCAAACCAGAACUGAAACCCAGUUUAUUCACAGAACUGGUGGCAGGAAGGUUUCCCUGCCGGUCUGUUGUGUUUGGAGCUUUUGAGCGGACGGGUGGGAAGAGAAUUCAGAUUGUGACGAGGACAUCGUGUCACUAGAUUGAGCAUUUAUUUGAUGUUUUGGCAGAUUGAAAUCUGAUAAAUAUGUGUACUUUGUUCACUGUUUUGCUCUUUAUUUAAUAACUCUGCAGUGCCUAUAGGUUUGUCUGCCCGACUGAGGGAUUCUGUUAUUGUUUCUCAUGUUUGUGUUCAUACAAAUUCCCCAAAAACUGUUUGCAAAACAGCAUUUUACCAUUUCUUUUUAUCCAAAUGUAGCAUAAAGUUUUACAAAAUUUCCAGAAAAUCUGCAAAAGAAAAUGAGGAUUAAUGUGCGUUUGUGUCCAUUGCACCGGGUUGCACCAGCGAUGUGUAAGUUCUCUCCUCAGUUAUAUAGAUAUUAAAAUCUGUUGCACCACAAUUACUUGGGGCUAAAUCUAACAAGCUUGGACGUGAAUAACUAAAGAAAGUGGCCAAUCGAUGAUCAAAGAUCGAGUUCCAUCAUCACGGUUGAGCAUGAGCCACUUGGCAUCGUAGUAGUAAGCUGUUGAUACUGAAAUAUAUCAAUAAAUUAAGUUUACUGAGUUUCAAAAUGGCUGCAAUUAAUGAAAAAAUGAUUCUGUGUGAGUUUAAAACUUCUUUUCCACUCAUUAAAAUGCCCAAAUGUCCUGGAAA